Messenger RNA from Zophobas morio, 857 nucleotides. RefSeq names its product zinc finger CCHC-type and RNA-binding motif-containing protein 1-like. NCBI's taxonomy places the organism in Eukaryota, Metazoa, Arthropoda, Insecta, Coleoptera, Tenebrionidae. The coding region runs from base 145 to 816 and encodes 223 amino acids. The record is from RefSeq and is a predicted model, not a curated record. The transcript has 4 exons. Gene Ontology annotation, biological process: mRNA splicing, via spliceosome. Gene Ontology annotation, molecular function: zinc ion binding; RNA binding. Gene Ontology annotation, cellular component: U12-type spliceosomal complex.
CAGUGUAGCGAUUAUGAUCAUAGUCUUUCCAUAAAUCGAUUUUAAAUUAAAUUUAAAGCGAAAAAUAUUGUUGAGACGACAGUAGUCGAUCUUUGACGGAAAUUUCCGAUCAUCGUUUAGUCCAAAAAAAAUACUUUUUUGAAAAUGAGUGGGGGUUUAGUGCCUAGUAGAAGCACGGUUUACAUUUCUAAUAUCCCGUACGAGCUAAAAAACAACGAUUUACACAAGCUUUUUGAGAAAUUUGGUAAAAUUGUCAAAGUUACGGUUUUAAAAGACAGAGAGACCAGAAAGAGCAAAGGAGUGGCAUUUAUCCUUUUUUUGAAAACCGAAGACGCAAAAAAAUGCGUGGAAGACACAAACUUAAAAGAAAUGUUUGGACGGACUGUUAAAGCGAGCAUAGCGAAGGAUAACGGCAGGACUACCGAGUUCAUCCGGCGCAGAGAAUAUCCAGACAAAACUAAAUGUUACGAGUGUGGUGAAUACGGACACUUGAGUUACAAGUGCUCCAAAAAUGCACUAGGAGAGCGCGACGCCCCAGCUAAAAAAGUCAGAAAGCGAAAAAAGAAAGAACCUACGUCUUUAACCCAGGAACAAAAAGACUAUUUUGAUAGUUCGGAGUCUGACAAUGAUCAGCAUAAAGAAGACGAUGAGACUCUAAGUGCCGCUAUCGCACAUGAGCAAGAAAAACAAGCUCUGGAGGAUUAUCGGUAUCGAGUGGCCACUGGCAACUAUGAAGACGCUACAGCUGAUGAAGGCCCCCCUAAAAAACUAAUAAAGAAGAGUAGUUACUUCAGCGACGAAGAAGAAAGCGAUUGAUUGUAAAUUAUUGUAAAUAAAUAAAAAACUGAAAAGUCAAA